Molecule: messenger RNA, 924 nt
Organism: Salvelinus sp. IW2-2015
Lineage: Eukaryota; Metazoa; Chordata; Actinopteri; Salmoniformes; Salmonidae
Product: golgin subfamily B member 1
Cellular component (GO): Golgi apparatus
Source: RefSeq, a predicted model, not a curated record
UUCACAGCGCGUGCGUGCCUUCGCUGUUUUUAUCCACCUGACGAACAUGGCCGCUGAUGAUUGAAGGAUWCCUCGGAUCUCUUGUGAUUUCUUAACUUGAGCAAUAAACAUGCGCCAUUUGACGAUUUCAUUAUAUAAUAUGUGAAUGAACAUCUUUAUGAAGCGAUAAAUUGGGAAGUAGCACUCUAAACCAUGCUGAAGUGGUUUUCCAAUGAAGAGGGCGGGCCUGGCCAGGGAGCGCUCGGCUCCCCCCAGGGUGGUGGUGGUGCUGGAGGAGGAGAAGGAGGCCAGGCAGCCCUGGUGGAGGUGGCGGAGCAGCUGGCCCAGACAGAGCAGCUGGUGGCCCAGCUGAAGGAGCUGAUCCGUGAGAAGGAUGGCUCGCUGCGCACAAAGGACGAGCAGCUCAAGGCAGAGAAGGAGGCGUGCGAGGCCAAGCUGUCCAAGAUGCGUCUCCAGAACAAAGCCAAGGUCACCUCCCUCAGCGCCCAGCUGGAGGAGCUGAAGAAAGGAGCUGCUGCCGGGGGUGGAGCUGGGGGCCAGGGGACUCCCACCCACAGUAAGAAGGGAGGUGCAGAGGGAAGCGAGCAGGCCAGCCGCGGGAAGAUCCUCCUCCUUAGGAAGAAGGUGGAGGAGCUGGAGCAUCAGCUGUCACAGAGAGAUGAGGAACUGGAAGUCAAGGUACUACCUACAUCCUCACCAAAAUCUAAUCUAUUCCCUUUUAGAAUGCAUUUUGAGGCAGGAAAAUGUGAAGGAAGUUCAAAGGGGUGUAAACUUUCUAUAGGCACUGUAUAUGCAUUCCUAUGAGCAUUCAUACUAGCUUUAUAAUGUCUUAUGAAACUUGGUUUGGUUUAGGGAAUGUACACAUUUGCAGUUUAAAGCUUAGUUGCUAUAUACGGUGCAUUUGGAAAGUAUUCAGACCCCUAG